CGGAGCAGUUGCCAAACCAGGCUGUGAUGCUUCCUGUCAGGACGCUCUCUACAGCUCCAGAGUAGAAGGACUGAAGGAUCCUCUGGGAAACUUUAAAUUUCCUCAGCUGCCUGAGGUGGUAAUCACUCCUCCUGUCCUGUCCAGACAUGCCAUGAAGAGGUAUGAAAAGGAUUCAUCUCAGCGUCUGGGCCAGUCAACCACAACAGUGAUGCCUUCCAACAAAUACUCUGCCGAUAUCAUGGAUAAUAGCAACAACAUGACAGCCACCGCGCCUGUGAACGGAGACAUGCCUCCAGCUAAAGGUCUAUCAGAGAACGACAGUGGCGUAGAGCUGACCAAUGAGAACAGCCCUCUGACCGCUGCUGAACCGCCCUCCCCCUCCAGCCCCAAGCAGAACAGAGACGCCGCCUCACCUCAAGAUGGUAACCAAGGAUCAGGGGGAAGUAGGAAGAGGAGCAGGAAGAAGUCAGAGGAGGAGGAAACUACCUGGGACUCCGGCAGCGAGGACAAAACUUCAGGAGCGUCUCAGCUGGGUUUGAGAAAGACGCCUCGACCCAGGACCAUCUUUCAGGCCGGUCCGAAGCCGCACACGCACAAGCCUCGCAGACAGAACCGCAAACACAAGCCCAGAAUGUUACUGUCUGGUGGUGGCGGCGGUGGUCCUCGGGUGGCAGUGAAUGCGUCCAGUGGGGUCUCAGAGGCCCCUCGUCCCGAGCUGAUAGAACAAGACUCCAAGGACUCGGCCCAGAGCAUCAGCACCUCAUCCAGCUCUGAGAUCCAGCCAGAGUACAACGACAACAAGGGUUUUAGUAUUGGCGAGCUGGUGUGGGGAAAGAUCAAAGGCUUUUCUUGGUGGCCCGGCAUCGUGGUGACGUGGCGCGCCACCGACAAACGGCAGGCCAGCAACGGCAUGAGGUGGCUGCAGUGGUUUGGAGAUGGAAAGUUCUCUGAGGUUUCAGCAGACAAACUGGACUCCAUCACUGCCUUCCCCAAGUUCUUCAGCCAGGCUUCCUACACCAAACUGGUCUCCUACCGCAGGGCAAUCUUCCAAGCACUGGAGAUGUCCAGUAUCCGGGCGGAGAAGAAGUUUCCUCCCUGCGAGUCGGACAUUGCAGAUGAUCAGGUCAAACCCAUGCUGGACUGGGCCAAUGAGGGCUUCCUGCCCAAAGGGGAGGAGGGACUCAAACCUACACACACUGCCGACAGCAACCCUCUGGACCACCAGGUCCUCGAUGUUUCCCUGCCAGAGUAUUUCCCCAGCGCCAAGCGGCCCAGAGUCAGCGUCUGUAGGAGCAGGGUCGCCGCCCCCGAGGAGUCCUACAGCAGAGAACAAAUGGUGAAUGAAGUUCUGAAAAAUAAAAGGAGUAUAGAAGAGUUCUGUCUGUCUUGUGGGAAGAUGAGAGCAGUAACCUUCCACCCACUGUUUGAAGGAGGCCUGUGCCAAACAUGCAAGGACGUUUACCUGGAGAUGUCCUACAUGUACGACGAUGACGGUUACCAGUCGUACUGCACCGUCUGCUGCGGAGGUCGAGAGGUUCUGCUCUGCGGCAACGCCAACUGCUGCAGGUGUUUCUGUGUGGACUGUCUGGACAUCUUGGUGGAUCCCGGAGCGUCUAACAAUGCUCGCUAUCUGGACCCGUGGCGAUGCUACAUGUGCCAGCCGAUGUUACAGUACGGCGCCCUGAAGCGACGGCACGAUUGGAGCCUCAAGCUGCAGAUGUUCUUCACCAACGACAACGGACAGGAGUUUGAGAAACCAAAGAUUUUCCCAGCAGUCCCUGCAGAGCAGAGACGACCAAUCAGAGUCCUCUCCCUGUUUGACGGCAUUGCCACUGGCUACCUGGUUUUAAGGGACCUGGGUUUUAAGGUGGACCAGUAUGUGGCGUCGGAAGUGUGCGAGGACUCCAUCUCAGUGGGUGUUGUCCGACAUGAAGGAAGGAUCCAGUACGUCCAUGAUGUCAGGAACAUCUCCAAGAAAAACCUUCUGGACUGGGGUCCGUUUGAUCUGGUGAUAGGAGGAAGUCCCUGCAACGACCUGUCAAUCGUCAAUCCCGCCAGGAAAGGGCUCUAUGAAGGGACAGGGAGGCUGUUCUUUGAGUUUUACCGCCUGCUGAGCAAGGCCAGACCCAAAGAAGGAGAGGACAGGCCGUUCUUCUGGAUGUUCGAGAACGUGGUCGCCAUGGGCGUCAAUGACAAGAGGGACAUCUCACGAUUCCUAGAGUGUAAUCCUGUGAUGAUUGAUGCUAUUGAGGUGUCUGCUGCUCACCGUGCCCGAUACUUCUGGGGAAACCUGCCGGGCAUGAACAGGCCUCUGUGUGCCUCUGGGAUGGACAAGCUGAAGCUGCAGGACUGUCUGGAUCACGGAAGAGUUGCAAAGUUUGGGAAGGUGCGUACCAUCACUACCCGCUCCAACUCCAUCAAACAAGGGAAGGAUCAACACUUCCCUGUCAUAAUGAACGGGAAAGAGGACAUACUUUGGUGCACUGAGCUGGAGAGGAUCUUUGGCUUCCCUGUCCACUACACUGAUGUGUCCAACAUGGGUCGCGGUGCCAGACAGAAGCUCCUGGGCCGGUCCUGGAGCGUUCCCGUCAUCCGUCAUCUGUUCGCACCACUGAAAGACUACUUCGCCUGUGAAUAGACGCCAGCCAUCACCCGUUGUAAUGACACACCAGCUUUUCCACUGUGAUACUGGCUCCAGGAACAUCAGCCGCCGGCCACAUUUUUUAGAAGUUGUUUCUCUUCAGUCUUGAAGGAGAAUAACCAGUUUAUUUUCAAAUCAGUGUAGCUGGAAAACAGUGAAACUAGCUGUUUUUGUGUCUGGUGAUAAUGCGCUGCAGCCUUAAACACACAUAACACCGAGAUGAACAAAUAAAGCAUGGGCUGUCUUUUUAAUAGCAUCACCGGUUAUAUCUUCCAUAACCACGGCCUUGAGAGGGCUUUGCCUCUCUGGAAGUUCAGCUGAGUUAGAAGGAAAAGAUGGCAAAACCUGACUCACCUGUUUUGAUUAUUAAGAUUAGGCCAGUUCAGUGAUUUUCUUUUUUUUGAAAUGCCCUGAGAAGGUAUUGUUUUGAGUUGACAACACUUAGUUGUAGAAAAUAGAGAACAACAUGGCACCAAAGGUACAGCUUUUUACAGCACUGUAUCAAACCUUUCUCUCAGGACGUGUACACAUUUCAGAGGAUGUUUAUGACUCCGUUUAGCUGAUGAUUAAAAUGUGUGACAGGCUAUUAUUUAAAAAAACUUGAACCAAAGUCUUUAGACAAACAGAUUGGGGCCGAUAUGCUGUUUCACUAGAAUCAGACCUAUGUGUAUUUUCUCAAAAAAGGGGUUCAGAAAAGUCAAAACAUGAUAUCAAGGUUACCUGUCAGAAUUCUAAGAUAAUACAUAUCCACAACAAUGCUAAAUUAUACAAAAAAUAAUUGAUCAAUAAAACAGAAACAUUAUUUAAGAAAAACAUUCUACGCCACACAGGUACUUUGAAAGUCUUGUGGUUGUUCAAUGCUAAUAAAAUAUAUUUUCAUAUUUGUUGAAAUUACAACAUAUUUAGAUUUGAAUAUGGAAAGAAUAGAGUACUCCGUAUGGAAAAUACAUUUAGCAAUGGAAACUAGUGCACAGCAGGCUAACCUGGAGAUGAAGCAGGACAUUUUCCUUUAUAUUUAGUUGCUAUUCAUAGUUUUUCUGUUGUGAAAGAAAAACACAAUAAUUUAGCUUGUUGUCUUUUGCUUUGAGAUAAGUUCAUGUGAACAAAAUAGCUUCAACUUUUAUUAAAGAUUAGAUAAAAAUGUGGUUGUAAAGAUUGUAUGAAACGUUAGUUAUAUUGUCACAGAGAUAUCUCCCUGAUAGCUACGUACAAAUACUUGAAACAAGCCAAUGCAAAAACACAGAUAUAGAGAUUGUCUUUUGGGCACCGUUCCAGACAGCUAAGAACUCAUGAGUGAUGGCAAUUAUCCUUUUGUAGGAGUUUAUAUUGUAUCGUUAAAACCCCAUUGUUUUAGCUCACUGUAGUGGUUGGAUGUCGGUGAUGUGAGCCACAAAGAUAAGAUACGUUAAUUCAGGAAAGAGUAAGUGUCAUUGUGUGUACAUUUGGUUUUGAAAAGCAAAAUAAGGGAAACACUGGCGAACACACAAUAUUCCUUGUGAACUACUGACUACUUUUGGUUUAAAUGCACUUUUAAGUUUCCAAAACAUUUGACAUGCCAUGAAAACCAUCUCUAAAGUGCUGUCUGACUCUGCUUUGUUCUGUGUGGUGCACGCGCUUUGGUAUGUAGUAUGUAUAAGUAAUUACAAGUAACUGUUUGAUGUGGUGCACAUUUGAUGCCAGAAGAACUGUUUUUUUCGGUGAGACUUAAAAAUACAAGUUAUUGCAAUGAAGUAGUUAAUACUCCUCCAUAAUUAUACACUGACAUUUCUUUGACGUGCCAUUCAGUAUGCUUAAGCUUGAGCAUCUUCCCUAGACAAAGGGGUUUACUGGACAGUUUAUUGGUCCCAAUUUUCUUAAUUUUAACAAACUAAACUCACAAAAAAUGGAUAUAUUUGAGAUAUAUUCUCUUUUUUUAUGUUGUCAACUGUCACCAAAUCAUACUAAAUGGGCAUUACCUCAGACAAAGGGGCAACUGUACAUCCCUCCUCCUGAAGGAUCUCUGUUUUGUGAAUAUAUACUGUAGCUUUAUGCUCCCAUAUGCCUUGUGUGUGUAUAUAUAUAGCUUGUAUUUUCUCACUGGAACUUACAUUUUUAAACAAUUUAAGUAUUGUUUUGAUAGAAAGGUUUACAAGUGUUUGACCAAGAACUACGAACAAAAUGCACAAGCUUUCUUUUUUUAUUUCAUGUUUAAAUGAGCAGUUCAUUAAGAAAUGUAUAAGUACUCUCUGGUGCUCAGUUAAAGUUCCCUUAAAGUGCCACAGGAGCCUCUUUACUCUAUUUUGUAAUUGUUUCCAUUACUGAGUAAUAUUUCUCAGAUUGUUGCAUGUUUUGCUUAAAAACAGUUAGCAAAAAUCUAUAGAUUUUUCUAUUCUUUUUGUAACUGUCAUACAGGACAAAGUUAUUCAGCGUAUACAGCUUUCUGUUAUAGUACAUUGUGGAGCAUGUUAAUCAAUAGGUUUUUGAAAACUUGUGUUGUGUAGAUGUAGGCUUGCUUGUUAAUAUCAGAAGUAUGUACUUUUUAUACUACAACCUUUUAGUGAGAUAUAUUUUAUCAGGAUUCCAUUUGAGGAUUUAUUUUGCUGAACGCUUUUUUGUUUGCAAAAAGCAUUUCAAAAGAACAGAUUCUGUGCUAUUUUUAAUACUUUUUCUAAUUAGUGUUGCAGUAUUUUGUUAUGUUCAUUGACUUCCUAUAGCAACCAAUAUAUAGUGUUUACUCAAUAAAAAAAUAAAAAAACA
Messenger RNA from Pseudoliparis swirei, 5377 nucleotides. It is a transcript of the gene dnmt3bb.1, whose product is annotated as DNA (cytosine-5-)-methyltransferase 3 beta, duplicate b.1. The transcript has 22 exons. Gene Ontology annotation, molecular function: DNA binding; DNA (cytosine-5-)-methyltransferase activity, acting on CpG substrates. Gene Ontology annotation, cellular component: nucleus. Gene Ontology annotation, biological process: negative regulation of transcription by RNA polymerase II. The record is from RefSeq and is a predicted model, not a curated record. NCBI's taxonomy places the organism in Eukaryota, Metazoa, Chordata, Actinopteri, Perciformes, Liparidae. The coding region runs from base 152 to 2638 and encodes 828 amino acids.